This is a messenger RNA of Anopheles darlingi, 3081 nucleotides long. Its product is annotated as type 1 phosphatidylinositol 4,5-bisphosphate 4-phosphatase. The record is from RefSeq and is a predicted model, not a curated record. The transcript is spliced from 5 exons. Gene Ontology annotation, cellular component: phagocytic vesicle membrane; lysosomal membrane; late endosome membrane. Bases 549 to 1292 code for a protein of 247 amino acids. Lineage: Eukaryota; Metazoa; Arthropoda; Insecta; Diptera; Culicidae. Gene Ontology annotation, biological process: phosphatidylinositol dephosphorylation. Gene Ontology annotation, molecular function: phosphatidylinositol-4,5-bisphosphate 4-phosphatase activity.
UCUGCUGGCGAUUUUAAGGCCAAUAAUUUUGCAAGCAGCGAAUUGGGGGCUAUUUUCUUGGGCGGGUUGGAGUACAAAAGUGCACUAGAUUGUGGAAACCUAAACCCCCGGGGUCCAAAUUGCAUGGGUGCAUGACCGCAAAGAAGAGGGCAGUAACGAGGAAGGCCGGUGAAGCGCUAGAAAUUCGUCUAUUGCGAGUGUGCGUGAAAAGUGUUCGAGUGAAGUAACACACAAGAGGCCCGAAUUUUCCUCUUGAAGAGGCUUGAAUUAUCCUUCGGUUUCGUCGGCGUAUUUUCAGCUAGCGAGGAUUCUCAUAUUUGCACGAUUCCUGCGAGUGCAAAACGCUCAGCUCAUGAACCGACGGUGAAUCAGUGCGCGGAUCGGAGAGAGAGGAGGAAAAAGUGUUCUUUGUUUGUACCCAGCUGCAGCAGCUUCUCGUCAAAGUUGCAGGCUCGUGAGCACAGCACACACAGCAAGUGCACGCAUACCCGGGUUGUAGCGCAGUAAUAGCGAGCGUGUGAACUGCACCGAUCCCGGAAGCAGGAACGAUGGAUGCGGAUUCGGAGAAGCAACCGUUGCUCAAGCAAUCUCAAACUUCGCAGGAUGCAGGAUCAGCACAGCUUGUGAAUGCAUCCCCCAUCGGCCCGGACGAGGUGCCGCCCUCGUACCAACAGGAACAGCAAAAUAGUAUUAUCGUUACGUGUCGGGUCUGCCAGGCGCUGAUCGACAUCUCUUGGAAAAAGGAGCAGCAUGUCGUCAAGUGCACCCAGUGCAAUGAAGCAACGCCCAUUCGGAAUGCACCGGCUGGAAAGAAGUACGUUCGCUGUCCAUGCAACUGCUUGUUGAUCUGCAAGAGCUCUUCCCAACGAGUCGCAUGCCCGCGUCCCAACUGCAAGCGCAUCAUUAAUCUGGCUCCCAGCCCUGUCACCCCACCACUAUUGCCGAUGCCGGGGAUGUGUCGCGUUAUCUGUGGUCAUUGCCAUGAUACGUUCUUGUUUGAUACAUUGAAGAACAACCUGGCUAGAUGUCCGCAUUGUCGGAAGGUGUCAUCUGUUGGGGCAGAGUUUUGCCGUCGGCGUCGUAAUCUUCAUCUGCUGGGCGGCAUGAUAUUUUUGGCGAUCGCCAUCGGUGUAACCUUUGCGACCUACACCUAUGCAAGGAGCUACAGUGGCAUAUUUGUGGCUUACAUUAGCCUCUUCCUCAUCUCACUACUAUUGUUUGGUAAGACACUCUACUAUUCGUCGCUGAAGAUAAGCAACAUUGAUGGCCCGUUUACGACGCCGACUACAUAAGUUUUCCAUCGAUUCGGCAAAAGCUAACCCGUAGCUACUCGCGCCAAGCUCUGCAAAACACACAUUCCACCAAACACCCUUGCUUCGUUCUACAGUAUGGUGUUUGUAAUGUUUCUCCGCAGAUCGGCCGAUAAAAGAGUCGAGCGGAGGAGUGUGGGCCGAGGGUGGUUAGCAUAUUGGUGUAAUACAUAUAGACACGACACGAGCCAAUGUGAAUGAACAGUACAGAUGGGAAAUUGUUCUCUACUGUUAGGAUGAAAUGAAGGAAGGGAUAACGCUAAGUAUAUUACACAACAUCAAACAUUCGGAAUCAAUAAGAAAGUAACAGUUCAGAGGGAACCGGCAACAUUGGCGGAAUAAGCAGUUUCAAAAUAACUCGCGUUGGUCGAUCUGCAAAAUGUGCAAAUCCGUUUAAUAACUCUUAGACAAAGUAUUGUUGAAGAGAAAAUGAGGUGUUUAUGGGUAACGGUAUGUAUACCUAUCGCAGUUCGCAUAACCGCAACUGUUCGUUUGAAAAGCUUUGUUUAAAGAUAUCGGUAGAGUUAAAAGUUUAAUCAAUCAGUCAGCAACAGUUUAUUAACCGAGCCCACCUGUUUUGCGGAAUGAAAAAAUUACGAGUCCCCUUUCUAUACAGAAAUGGUAAUGAAAACAUCUAAUCGAACAGCUUACGGACGAGAGAAAGUAUGUUCCCUGUUUGUAUGAUUGUGUCAGUAUAUUCAUUUAUUCUUUAUGCAUUAUAUUGCUUGUUUGUUUUUGUCAUUUUUUGUUUUCGGUUUUAAUAUGUCGUCACUGUAUUUUUUUAUCGUGCUAUACAGCACAACUGAUCACAACGCUAUAGGUAAAAGGAAGUAACAACCAUUUACCCGAGAGAGUUCACAAAAUUCCUCCAAUUUCUGCAUGUUGCUUAUGGUACAACAACUAAGCAUAGUAAAGCACAGAGAUUGCUAUUUCUAUGCGAUACAUUUUGCAAACAGCGAACCGAUCAUGUGUUGGGUUUUUGCAAAAUGUUUUCAUACCGAAAGAUAGAACGCAGCAGGUACAAACGAACACUUUCUAUUCGACUGCGGGGAACAUGUAUUCAUUAGAGUCUUAUACAUACAUAAACGCAUUCAUAAACACUCUACCUACAAUAAUAUACAGUAAAAAGGCAAUCUAUAAUGCAUACCCCUACGAACUCUGGAGUAAACGGAGAUUGCGGGGAAGCUGAGUGUGUCGAUGGUCGAUUAUUCUCCUUCCCUUGGUGUCCUAUUUUUCCAUUUAUCUUCACAAGGGUAGCAUAUUUUCACACAUCCUCCAAUCAUUGGCGCAUAGCUUGAAAAUUCUAUUAAAUUUGCGAUGUGCGCCUACUAGCUCGUUGAUCACCUAGAGCAAUCUAUAAAAAUAGUCGAUUUCUUAUCCGUAAUCCACUUCGAUGCUGAUUUCUAGCGCAACUACUAUCGACGCCAUCACUGCGCCCUAUUAUUAUAUGAUAUUAUUUGUAACACGUAACAAAAUGGCACGAUAAAGAAAAAAAAGAAGUUGAUAGGCACCGAGCUGGCCUUAGAAUUGCGCUACGGUUUGGAGGAGGCUAUCAAAAAUUAGAAAAGAAUCAAACAGCUGAGGUGUAAGCGAUGCUAGUAGUCGUUGCUUGUGGAAGAAAGCGUAUGUUUCGCUUAAAGCAAAAUAGUGAAAACCGAUGGCGAUUAGAUGAGGCCAAAACGUAGGAUAACAUCAGCAUGAGGCGGCAACGGUAAGCAAAAAGACGGUAUGUAAAGUAUGCAAUGCAAAAUAAAAAUAAUUUAGAUACAUU